AUGGAGCAACGCGAUCUGCAGUUCAAUUUAGCGUCUAGUUUUUCUUCAAAAAUGAAUUCUUCGAGUUGUAGUUAUUACGGAAACAACCGAAAUUCGGAAACUUUUACUGAUUUCGAAGGUGUUCAAGAUCUUUCGUAUUCUGCUCAGUGCUUGCAGGAGCAAAACGUACCAGCUCACGAAGACCAAGAUGUGACUUGCAUGGAUCUCAGUUUGCUUCUUUCGUCAUCGAAAGCUUGUGACCGUCAACAAAUUGAAGACGAGCUGCCCCUGAACCUAACGGGAAAAGCGAGGGAGGAUGAAAUUAAUAGGAGAUUGCGACAGAGGCAACAGUUUUGCAACUACUCCUACCCAUUCAGUGAUCCACCAAGAUCCAAUCAAGUUUUUGUUGCUCCUGAUUUUCUUGGGAUGCAUGAACUGCAAGACCUGAGAACCCAUAUUUAUAUGGAUGAUGCUACAUCACUGAACUUGACGUAUUGUCCUCAGACUUUAGAUUUAUCAGCCCAGAGUCUUGACCUUUCACUAACAGGCCAAGAUCUGCAGUAUGACAAUUCAAUUAUAGACCUUUCAGCUUCUCACAAUCUUAACUUGGAUGCUUGUACAAGCUGUGAUAUAUUAAAUUUGACCUGUCAUCAAGGAGGCACUGAAUCUGAAGCAUCUAAUAUGUUAGACCUGGCACUGCUUCAACAGCAGCAGCCCCUGCCACCAGCCUCUUCACUACCUCUACCCUUGUCAAUAACUCAAUCUCUAACUCCAACAUCAUGCACCAGCCAGCAGUACACAGCUCUUGACCUCCAAAAAAACAGCUGCGUCUCGACAGUAAGUGCCGUCAACCACCAAAUCGUCAUCGAGGAGAAACGUUACAUGUGCGCUCUCUGCGCCGAACGUUUCGCCACGACGCAGGAACUUUUAGCUCACCGCGAAACACACAUGAACGCUAAGCCUUUCGCUUGUGACCAGUGCGGCAUGCGAUUCGUGAAAGUAGGCACUUUAAAUCGCCACGUCAAGGCGACGCAUGCUCAUUCAAGACCAUACCAAUGUGAAUUCUGCGAGAAAAAAUUCGCCCAAAAGCAUGAUCUUCACCGGCACCAUCGUACUCACCUUCGCAAAUGAUUCGAUUCAUUUUUAUAGUUAUUCUAUUGCCGUUUUGUAAAUAAUUGUUUCUAGAUGGUUUGGCCGUAUUAAGAGAAUACACACGUUCAUGUUUUAA
This is a messenger RNA of Daphnia magna, 1207 nucleotides long. Its product is annotated as myoneurin. Gene Ontology annotation, molecular function: DNA-binding transcription factor activity; RNA polymerase II cis-regulatory region sequence-specific DNA binding. Bases 1 to 1110 code for a protein of 369 amino acids. The record is from RefSeq and is a predicted model, not a curated record. Gene Ontology annotation, biological process: regulation of transcription by RNA polymerase II. The transcript has a single exon. NCBI's taxonomy places the organism in Eukaryota, Metazoa, Arthropoda, Branchiopoda, Diplostraca, Daphniidae.